UUGCUCUUAUGUAAGACGUGACGUAGAAAAGAGUUCCAAACAAACACAUCUAAAAGUAAUUACUUCAUAAAAUAGAAUAGUUUAUUUUAGAAUAGUUCGUUUUCGAAUUCAUGUUUGGAGCAUAAAUGCUUAUCAUGUGCUCAGCGGCGAAAGGAAAAUAAAACAUCGUGAGGAAACCCAUAUUUGGAGGUAUGUAACCUAACCUGUAUUGGGCUGGUUUUCGCAUCGCGGGUUGGAAGGUCAGACAGGCUUCUGUAAAAAACCGGACCUGUCAAAUCUUCAGAUUACGUAAGCCUGUGAAAAACGGGAUAAUGCUAGGGGGAUGGAUAAACCAAGGAAUAAUUGCAUACUUAGUAACAAACAAGAAGCCUUUAAAGAUGGGUGUCCGUUUUUUCUUUUAUUUAAACAUAAUACUAAUCUUCUACAUAGUAAACAGUGAAAGCAGUGAAAAAAUAGAACACGGUAAAUGUGUCAAUGACUUCGAAGAUCUAAAAGGCAACAAGAUAGAUUUAAAAAAACAAUGCAAAUUCAAAACUUGUGUGCCAAAGUGUUGCGGUGAUGGUGAAAUUAUCUUCAAAAACACAACUACAUUGUCAUGUAUCAACAUAACUGCGUUAGACCAUAAACAAACUAUACCUACAAAUAUGAAUAUAACAAUUUACAAACAUGAAAAAACUAUUAAUAACUACAGUGAUAAUAAUGUUGUUUUUAUAAAGAACAAUAAGUUUUUAGUGUCUAAAAAGGAUCAAAAAGGCUGUUCUGUUAAGGAUGUCGAGACGGAACAUUUUCACAUCAUUGAGAAUUCAAGCCUCUUAAUAGGACAACAAAGAGAUAAAAUUCAAGAUGUCGUCGACAUUCAAAAUUACUGCGUGGAUCGCAUUGUACAUAGCAUAGGAACCGAAAUGAAAGGUCCAGCGUUUUACUUCAAGCUGGUUGUUCCACAACCGCCAGUGUGUGCUGAUAAUUUUGCCGAUGUUGAUGGUAAUCAUGUAGACAUCAAAGAUUAUUGCUACAACAGACAUUGUAUUGCAAAAUGCUGCAAACGCGCCGACCGUAUUAUGUAUUAUGAUGGGAAAGCCACAGUUUGCCAAUUUAUAUCUAAAAUAAAACAAUUGACAAAUACCUCUAUUAAUGUGGACUAUUCCAAGAUAAACAUUUACAGAAGCAACAUAGAAGAAAAAGUUGAACAGUCUCAUAUGAAAUUGGACAGUGAUUUUCGGAUGGUCACAAAUAAGAAAUUGUCGAAUAAAACUUGUGUAUCCAGUGUUCCUAACGACGCCAUGAACAACUUUCAUAUUCUCGAGAACAAUUCUUUAGUAUUAGAACAUCCGAAUUUCUACAAAAGAUUUGUCCGAAGUUGGCCGAUGGGAGAUUUUUGCUUCGAGCAUCUAGUAAUACGGACUAAGAAAGGAGUUAGACAACCAUUCGUCAUUUAUAGAUACUUGGCCAUUGCUAGCAACGACACUGUUGCCACCGACAAUAAAGCUGAACAUGUCCUCAAAUCUGUUGCAAUGCUCAUUUCGUGUUUCUUCCUGAUCCUCGUACUUUGCGUCUAUGGAGUCAUUCGAGAACUGAGGAAUCUGGUCGGCAUGGUCCUUAUGGCGUACGUGGGCACCCUAGCUGUCACUUUCUUCUUCAAGGCUGUUGAACUCAUCGCACUGCAGAACGAAUCCAUGUCUUCUAAAGUUUGCAAGCCUUUGAGUGUGUUCCUAUAUUACACAACGAUAAGCAGUUUCUUUUGGAUGAAUAUCAUGUCUUUGGAUAUUUGGUGGACGUUCAGAGCUAUUUUCAAAUGUCGACGCAUCCACCGUCGCGGGGAUCUCGUGAAAUUUGGAUGGUAUGCUCUAUACUCCUGGGGAGUUCCACUACUCCUGACCAUUGCCGUUGCAGCCAUAGACUACUCCGAUCUGUCCCAUAUGCCCCAUAUCUACCAACCCCACUUCCAGUACUGCUUUUACAUAAAGGAUAACCAGAUAGAAAUGCGGCAUUAUCUGUACAUGCCUAUUCUGGGUCUUCUCAUUUUGGACUGUAUAUUCUAUUUGAUGACAGCUUUUAACAUCUGGCGGAUCAGGAAAAGCAUGGGACAGUUUACUAAUGAGGCGGGUAAAUACAACAACAAUCAAAACAGAUUCGGCCUGUACCUCAAGUUAUCUUUAGUCAUGGGUAUCAGCUGGGUGUUCGACAUGAUCGCUCUGCCAUGGUACCUGGAACGAGUAGCGACAGCUUACAACUCCCUGAUUGGUGUUGCCAUCUUCUUCAUCUUCGUCUUCAAAAGGAAGAUCCUUUUAAUGCUGUGCAAAAGGUUCUCCAGUGGCGAGAGUCCAGAGAUAAACAAUGAUGAAGAAGUAGACUUACAUCCCAUGAAGAAACAUUUGUCUUUCUUCAAAAAUUUGCCCAGUCGGAUAUCGAACCCGGGACCUUUGAUGCAGAAGGCAGACGGAGUACCUAUCAACUAAGCUAGCUCGUCCAGUAACUGAAUCAAAUGAUGGCAAAAAAAUGUAGGAAUAUCGUCAAAUAUAAUAUAUGUAAAUGUAAAUAUAAAUACAAUUUAUAUACAUACCCAUAUUUACAUUUACAAAUAUAGUAAUAUAUGUAAAUAUAUUCGUAUAAUAUUGUAUAAUUGUUGCCUGCCAUCUAUUACAAGAGGUUCUAUUUAUAGAUCAAUAAAUAUUAUAUUUUCCAUAAUGUAUUUUCCUAUAA
Messenger RNA from Pectinophora gossypiella (pink bollworm), 2700 nucleotides. RefSeq names its product probable G-protein coupled receptor Mth-like 3. Lineage: Eukaryota; Metazoa; Arthropoda; Insecta; Lepidoptera; Gelechiidae. Bases 312 to 2456 code for a protein of 714 amino acids. Gene Ontology annotation, cellular component: membrane. Gene Ontology annotation, biological process: cell surface receptor signaling pathway; G protein-coupled receptor signaling pathway. The record is from RefSeq and is a predicted model, not a curated record. Gene Ontology annotation, molecular function: G protein-coupled receptor activity. The transcript is spliced from 10 exons.